CAUCGACACACAAAAAACAAAUGAACACUUAGAAUUGGUAGGAGCCACUGACAAACUCGACAAAUGGUUCUGAAAUAACGAACAGAUUUUAAAGAAUCCUUUUUUUAUUAAUGAUGCUGCAACGAUUAUUUCCGAUUCCUCUGUUUUCUUUGAUUUUUUUAAAAAAUGUGCUUUUCGGUUUUGUUCUGAAGGACACUAUCCUGAAUUUUCAGCGGGCUUUUCACCAUCGAAACUGACUGUUCUCAGCAUGCUUGUUCGAUUCCAAAAUUUUCAAGCUUUCUUUUGUUUUUGUUUUAAAUUGGGGCAUGUAAGAAGGUUCUGAAGGAAUGCACCAAGUCCCACUUCAUAACGUUAUUAAAGAGUUAAACUAAACCCAUUCAUCAACCAGCAGAGAAAGUAACUCUUCAAAUCCAAAUCACAUAAAAAUCUGGAUGAAAUCCUGCGUGCUCAUUAAUGGAAUCCUGCUGAGGAGCCGCUGUCUUAGGCAUUUGCUGUAUGUUUAUGCACAGAUUGUUUACUCUUGACAUGCUGAUGACACAAAAACCACCAAUACCCCGCCGAACUUAGCAAAGGCUCGGAGAGUAAAACUCACUUAAAGCUCAGCUCCUACGUAAUUGUGUUUAGUGUUACCUUCCAAGGCAUUGCAGCGAGCAACGAAAAUCACUAAGUUUAAUUACAUUCCAAAAAUCGCACAACUCAUCUGACAAAUUCCCCGCAUGGUUGAACACUUUGGCUUGUUGGUUGCUGCCUGAAUUUGGGGAGGAUGGCUAAACCUCACGUUUUAGGGUUCGUUACAAAAAAGUUUUCUUGUCACAAGAACAGAGAAAUUUGGACCCGCCCAACACAAACGAUGGAAAACCUAUAAACUAUGUGUGUACUUUACAUGUGCAUAUGGGUAGACAUUGAGGGAGAACUAUACAAACAACCCAACUUGAUUUACAAACUUAAAUAAAGUUAAACUGAUUUACAACUACUUCUUUCAUUUGAGUGACAAUAUUGAUAGGUGUAGAGUUUUCAGAUAUCCGAAAAAUAAUGCAUCGUUACGUUUUUAAAAUGUUCUAUAAUAAAAUAUUUAUUUUAAUGUUUUGAUAAGAACUCGUAACUAUAGACUACUGGAGACAGAAAAAGGAUACUAAACAGGGUUCAGUGUAUUCUAGUACUUUCCCUGCCAAAAAAAGUGUAAGGAAAUUUAAUUUCGGUUGAUUGACAGUGUCUAUGGAAACGGCCAGGUCUUAAUCCGUCUGGACCCGCCCUCUGGUGUAGUUUGACCAAUCAUUCGGGAAGAGAACGACCCGAAUCUGCUGCAGACUGGGUCGCCGUCACGUUGAAAACAGACAGAACCAUCCCGGGAGAUAGCUUUCUGCAUGAGGUGUAAAAAACUUGAUCGGCAGGAUCCAGCCGAAAAGACAAUUCUUUGGGGCAUUAGGAGCAGAAAGAGGGAAGGGGGGGGGGGGGGGGGGUUGGAAAUUAGGAGAGAAAAGAGAAACAUGUCUUCCGCUUCAAACGAAAUCACGAGCACAAUUGAGGUUAAAGAAGAAAACGACAGCUUGCAACCAAAGAUCAACACACUGGGUUCUGCAGCCACUCUGGAGCCUGAAGUGAGUGCACUUUCUACAAGCCCGGAGAUUUCCGAUCAGGUACCCGUGGAACUGUUAACCAACCCCGCCGCGGCGCUGACUUUUUCGCCGGAGCAAGUGGCGUGUGUGUGCGAGGCUUUGCAACAAGGAGGGAACCUGGAUCGCUUAGCCCAGUUCUUGUGGUCCCUGCCUCCCAGCGAUCUGCUACGUGGCAACGAAAGCAUCCUGAAAGCCCGGGCUCUGGUGGCUUUCCACCAGAGUCGCUACAAAGAGCUGUACAGCAUUCUGGAGAGUCAUAACUUCGACGCGUCCUGCCACACUUCCCUGCAGGAUCUAUGGUACAAAGCCCGGUACACAGAAGCCGAGAAAGUCCGCGGCCGGCCCCUGGGGGCUGUGGAUAAGUACAGGCUGCGCAGGAAAUUCCCCUUGCCCAGGACCAUAUGGGACGGCGAGGAGAGGGUCUACUGCUUCAAGGAGAAAUCGCGGAAUGCGCUCAAAGAGUUGUACAAACAGAAUCGCUACCCAUCGCCGGCCGAGAAGCGGAAUCUGGCCAAGAUCACAGGGCUUUCCCUCACCCAGGUCAGCAACUGGUUCAAAAAUAGGCGCCAGCGAGACCGUAAUCCAUCGGAAAACCAGUCGAAAAGUGAGUCAGAUGGUAAUCACAGCACUGAAGAUGAGUCCAGCAAGGGUCAAGAAGACAUGUCGCCUCGUCCAUUGUCAAAUCCAUCUGAUGGGAUGAACCACUCCAACGUCCAUAGUCCUCCAGAAGGCAUGUUCAUGCAUCAUAUCGGGGAGCUGAAGCCUUCCCAGAAUUCCUCUGGCAUACUACUGAAUGGAAAUCUUGUAACUACAAAUGGCUCUCCUGUGUUUUACAGUGGAAGUUCUUUCAUCCAAGGUCCUAAUGGAGUCCUUGUUAAUGGAUUGUCUUUAGGAAAUGCCCAGACAAUAAGUUUAAGCCCAAUAGGAACCACUCCCAGCGUGCUGGUUAAUGGUAUUUCAAAUGGGUCUACUGGUGGCACUGAACUUAAAACUGAAAGUGUACACAUGCUUACUUCUGAAGAAGCAGUGUCCUCCGGAUCUGCUGAAAUUAGUAGAGGCCCAGCCCAAAUAAACCAGUAUAGCCUUGUGCAGCUGCAAAAUACAGAAAAUAACAUUCAUUUGGUAAAUGGAAAUAUUGGGUUACCUCCACUUCAGCUGCCUUCUGGUUCUGCUGCAUCAUCACAGGGAAACAUUUUGAUAACAAACACAUCAGAUGGAGGAACAUUCCUAAGUGGUACAGCAGCCAGUCUUCAGCAAGGUAAGGUCUUCUUGGCUGCCACACUCCCACCAAAUGCAGUAAUGUGCACAUUACCUAAUUCAGGGCAGGCUGUUGCCCCAGUAAAACAGGAUGCGUUGGAAGGAGGUCUUGUUUUUUCUCAAUUAAUGUCAGUGAGUGGAAACAAUCAUAUGAAUAUUAACACAUCUCCUGGGAGCCAACCUGGAAAUACCCUACAAACUCAAAGCUCAACGCUGGUGAACACAGGGCUGCCUCAAAACCUGCCUUUAACUUCAUCAAAUUUGCUGAACACAUCAAGUACUUUGAGCUUCAGCCUCACAGUGAGUUUGCCACUGUCAACUACUGCAUCUCUGAAUUGUGAUCAACAGUUGUCUACUGCUGUCACGAAUGCAGUACCUGUAGUGUCAAUGGCCAACAGUCAGUAUGCUACACUCCAGAACUGUAAUCUGCUUACAAGCUCUGGCCAAGAGACUAUAACUGAAACUGGUCUUGAUUCUUCUGACACUGAGGAUAAGCCUAGAAAUCCUAUUACAGAAGAAACGCAUGAAUACAGUAGUGGACAUGUGUCUGUACUUCAUCCCCCAGUAAAGGAAAACUACUUGGUAGUUCUAGAAAACAAAUCUAGCAACCACCUAACAAUGAUGGACUCUAAAUCCAAAUAUGUGAUAAAUGAUGUGGUUAACAAUGUCUGCAAGGAAUUAGAAACUGAGGAAAAGGAACUAGCAAAACUUCAAAAUGUUCCUAUGGAUGAAGAUCUCAGUGAUAUAUAACUGCCUACAAAUAUGCAGCAGGCUUUUGAAAAUGGGACUGUUUGAUAUUUUCCGUCCUCUUGUUUAGGUAACCAAAGACUGAAGUGUUUCUAUUAUAUUUUAUCUACUUCAUAAUUUAAAGGAAAGAACUGUUAGGAGAUGACUGAGGUAGUCAACCAUUAUCUGUUACACUUUUUUUUUUACUGGAAUCUAGAUUCUUAGCCGUAAGUUGGUAUUUAUUUUUAACACUCCUGGUAUAGUCAGUCAUAACACAUAAAUAAGGACUGGUUAGCAUCUUAAAGGUAUAUGUCUGUAUUGAUGGGCUUUUCUUCCUGUAUAUGCAUGGUUUGAUAUCAAUGUACCAUUAGCAAAUGUAAGCAUUACAUUAUGAUAUUUUGGGUACACCAGUCACAAAAUGGCCCAGAGGCAUAUGACCACAAAUUUAGUUUUAUUGCUUUUAUUAAACACUACCCAAAAUAACACACACUAAUACUUUUCAAAUGUAACACUUUAUCAAAAGAUUUUCCGACUUAGUGAAUGCAUACUUUCUGGACAGUGUUUUGUAUGACCAAUAGCUGACAAUCAAGAUGGAAUGUACAGUCCAGGAUCAUUAGAAUUACCAUUGGAAUGUACAGUUUUUUUUUUGUUUUAAAUGUCCUGAAGUCCAAGUACUGUGAAUUAUGGCUGGAAGUGUCCCAUUCCCUUCCUGUUUCCUACCUGCACAAAAUACUAACUUAGAUGGAAUGUGGAAGCAAGAGAAUAUCUCAAUUUGGUACUACUCCACAAUAUUAGUAUAAAUAGAGAAACUUUAUUUUUUUGAUCUUAUUGAUCGACUUCUUUCAUGCAGUUAGUUUAUUGAAGUGCUUUAAUCUUUGCCAGCAAUUAUGUAAAUGGUAGAGAGCUCCUGUGCAUUGAUUGAGUGCCUUGGCAUUUUAUCAGAAUCAGAGAUGCAAAGUUUAGUAUUCACCAGGA
This is a messenger RNA of Chiloscyllium plagiosum (whitespotted bambooshark), 4574 nucleotides long. RefSeq names its product SIX homeobox 4a (gene six4a). Gene Ontology annotation, biological process: regulation of transcription by RNA polymerase II. Gene Ontology annotation, molecular function: RNA polymerase II cis-regulatory region sequence-specific DNA binding; DNA-binding transcription factor activity, RNA polymerase II-specific. NCBI's taxonomy places the organism in Eukaryota, Metazoa, Chordata, Chondrichthyes, Orectolobiformes, Hemiscylliidae. The record is from RefSeq and is a predicted model, not a curated record. Gene Ontology annotation, cellular component: nucleus; transcription regulator complex.